Molecule: messenger RNA, 967 nt
Organism: Drosophila eugracilis
Lineage: Eukaryota; Metazoa; Arthropoda; Insecta; Diptera; Drosophilidae
Product: trypsin-4
Exons: 3
Coding region: 4-810 (268 amino acids)
Biological process (GO): proteolysis
Molecular function (GO): serine-type endopeptidase activity
Source: RefSeq, a predicted model, not a curated record
GACAUGCAAAAGCCUCGAUUCGCGAUUGUGCUCCUCUUGCUAGCUGGGAUCCAUCUGAUCCUGGAAUCCUCUUUCGUAAAAGCAGCAGCUCCACGGAAACCGGACAGUCGGAUUGUCAACGGACGUGAAGCCGCCGAGGGCGAAUUUCCAUACCAACUGUCGCUGCGCCGGCAAACAGUUCACAUUUGCGGUGCCUCGAUCCUGGCCAGCAAUUGGGCCAUUACGGCGGCCCAUUGCAUCGACGGGCAUGAAAGACAGCCGCGGGAGUUCACCCUUCGUCAGGGGAGCAUUAUGCGUUCCACAGGCGGAAGCGUCCAGCCGGUAAAGGCCAUCCACAAACAUCCGGCCUACGAUCGGGCGGACAUGAAUUUUGACGUGGCCCUUUUAAAAACGGCAGACAGAGCACUCAGCUCUCCACUUGGCAAAGUGGCACCCAUAAGGUUACCCGCCGUGGGUGAGGCAAUCUUGGACAGCGUCCCAGCCGUCGUUUCCGGUUGGGGGCACAUGAGCACAUCUAAUCCCGUCCUAUCCCCGGUACUCAAGAGCACCACAGUCCUUACGGUCAACCAAGAGAAGUGCCACAACGAUCUGCGACAUCAUGGAGGCGUCACCGAAGCAAUGUUUUGUGCGGCAGCCAGAAACACAGACGCGUGUCAAGGUGACAGCGGAGGUCCAAUUAGCGCUCAAGGAACCCUUAUCGGAAUUGUGUCCUGGGGAGUUGGUUGUGCGGAUCCCUACUACCCGGGAGUCUACACUCGCCUGGCCCAUCCCACAAUUCGACGUUGGAUACGCCUGCUAACAAAGUUGUAGAAGUAUAGUUAACUAAAUUGAACCAAUAUAUGAAAAAAUUACUGCAUAAAUUUGUUGACCUAUUCCAAUUAAUAUUUUUUUGUGUAAUUUUCCUUUAUGUUUUAGUGCAUAAUGGGUGUAGGGGAUGUGUUGUAAAAAAAAUUAUAUUUGUAAUACU